AACAUCCACAAUGAACUGAGAAAGGAUGCGCCCGGCUAACCGUUCCUCCACCUCAUCAUGUCGCAGGGAAGAGGAAAGGAAGGAAGUGGAAAGCAGGUGCACUUGUUCAUUCUAGCUUUCUGUCUCCUCCUCCCUCUACCAUGCGAGGGCUUCCUCCCCAACUUUUGGUCCCGAGUGUUAACGCUGUCCUGGGACUCGUACACACACCAGUACAUGACCCAGGAGGCCAUCCUUAACGUAACCCUGGAGGUUCUGAAGGACACCGGAAAGCACCAAGGACGCCACGCGAAGGAAGAGACCAGACUAGGUCGUGGCUUCUGGAGAGCUGUGGCGGACGUGGUGAGCUCCAACGCAGCCAUGGACUUCCUGAGCUCCACCAGGUCCGACCCGGUCUACCACUUUGACUCGGAGCGGGUUGAGGGCGCCAUUGGGAUGUUGCGGGAGUUUUGGACGCAGACUGUGCUCUCCGUACGAGCCAAAGAGUACCAGAGUGCCCGUUACAGCUUGGGUCAGCUACUCCACUCCCUGCAGGAUUUCUACAGCCACAGUAAUUGGGUGGAGAUGGGCCGGAGCUCCAUUUACCUUCAUCUGCUGCAGCCAGAGGAACCUGCCAUCCCUGUAGCUAAAGAAGACAAACCUACAUGUAUGGAGUGCUUCAGCGCCACCUGUCGAAACAACUUCCUGUCAGCACUGACGAACACCCAGGAAGACCAGCAGCUUCUCACCACUGGCUACUUCAGCACGUUCCCUCCGAAACCUCAUGGUAAAUGUAGUCACGGAGGUAUUUUGGACACUGGUCAACAUCUGAGUGCCAGAGGGGGCAUCAACAAAGACAGCACCUCGCCGCUCUUCUCUCCUCAUCACUACCUUCAUGUUGAAGCUGCCACUUUGGCUACGGAAGCCACCCUGGCUGUACUGAGAGACCUCAAAGACACUGUGGGCCACAAAGUGUUCCUCAAGCUGUUCAGCGUGAAGCAGGUCCCCGCACUUGUGUUUGUUAUGGACACCACAGGCAGCAUGUUCGAGGAGAUCACCGCCGCCCGUCUCAGGGCUCACUCCAUCCUCCAGAGCCGAGCCAACAGUCCCCGGCAGCCUGGCACCUUUCUGCUCGUGCCUUUCCAUGACCCAGGGGUUGGACCAGUAUAUGAGGCCGAUGACCCAAACCAGUUCAUGCAGUACCUGGAGAACCUCAUGGCUCUGGGAGGAGGAGAUGAACCAGAGAUGUGCUUUUCUGCCAUUCAGCUGGCGCUCACCCACAGUCCACCACUCUCUGAGAUCUUUGUUUUCACUGAUGCUUCCCCGAAAGAUGCUCAUUUGUUUGAUGCGGUGAAGGCCCUUGCCCUCAAGAAGCAGAGCAAGAUUACAUUUCUCCUCACUGAAGACCCCAACUACAAGACUGUGAAGAUGAAGAUGAGGAGGAGGAGGAAGAGGAGGAGUAAGGAACCUCUAUCGCCUGACCGUUUCUCUCUCUACUCUUCCCUAUCCUCGCUGUCAGGAGGACUGACGAUUUUCACCACGGACUCUGACAUCCAUAGGGUCUCUGCCAUCGUGGAGGACAACACAGCUGUUGACAAGGUGACCCUCCUCCAUGUGGAAAGUGAUCAGGAGCUGAUGUCUGUUCAUUCCUUCAGAGUUGACAGCUCGGUAACAAAGGUCAUCCUACGCAUCACCGGCAGCAUAAGGGAGUGUAUCCUCACCAGUCCAUCAGAGAUCAGCCAGUCCCUGCUGAGCGAGCACGGCCCCCUUGCAGAGUUGGAGCACUUCCAGGGUCUGUAUCGUAUCAGCCUGCUGCCUCCCGUUCAGCCCGGUCAGUGGAAACUCCAAACCAAGAGUGACACUCACAUCACAUUUGAUGUCAUAGGUGACAGCAGUGUAGACUUCCUCUAUUACUUUGCCACUGUGACCAAUGAGACACACCCAGGCCUGGCCAGAGUGGAGGGUAGUCCUGUGGCAGGUGUCCCUGCUUUUCUGGUGCUGGCUGUUACAGGCCUGGCCCCCGAUGAGGAAGUCUCCUUCAGCCAUGCCACGCUGCUCGGGGCUGAGGGACAGAGCCUCCAGCAGGUGACGCUCAACCUCUCCUCCUCUUCCUCAAUCCACGCUUUGGAUGAGGUUGUGGGCUUGGUGGACUCCAUUCCCACAGUUCCCUUCUGCGUUCGGCUGACCGGCCAAGACAGCAGAGGAAACAGGCUGGAAAGAGUUUCCACGGAGAUGGUGCAUCCCACUCAUGUUCAGAUACAGGUGUUUUCGGUCCCCCGACUUGUACCAGGUCACAGCACAACAGUGGAGUUUGACGUCCUGAACCACGGCCCAGCUCGCCUCUUUAACCUGACUGCUGAUGACGACCACGGAUACAUUAUCAUGAGAGGGCCGCACAGGUUCCCUGUUGUAGCACAGGGCUCUUUCCGUGGCCAGGUGCACCUCCUAACUCCUGCUACAGCUCAGUCAGGAGCCACUGUCACUCUUUCGCUCACAGUCCACGCUCUUGACUCUCCAGCCUCAAACUAUGCAGUGGCCUAUUUGACGGUUGUCCCCCCAGAUGGCGACACCUCCCCACCAUCCUGCUCUGCUGCACGACUGCAGUCCGACUGUCCCGCUGCAUGCGACGGGUCCAGCUGGAGCGUGUCUCUGGUCGUGUCAGACAACGGUCGCUCUGGCCUCGCUGCCCUUCAGCUGCACCAGGGGGAGGGGACUCUGUCGCUACUUCACAGCCCUCCACCUGGCCACGAGCAGCCGCAUGCACAUCAGAACAAAACAAGUGACGAAGACCACCGUCAGCACCACCAUCACCACCACAGAGCCAGACUGCAGAGAGGAGACCCCCCUUUGAAUGUUUCUGAGUUGGUAUUGGGUUCAUCUGAGCCACUGUGGGGGAUGUACACAUCCAGCUGCUGCUCCACUCAGGCAGAGAUCCUGGUGUGGGACGCAGCUGGAAACAUGAGACGCUGCCAUCUGACCUCUGGCCAGCAGAAGAAGCCGAGAGACAGGAGCUCAGCAACCAGUGGAGCCCCACAACCGGCCCUUACAAGUGUCAUCUUCUUGAUUUUGGCUCCGCUGUGGUCAACGCUGAUGUGGAGAGUUGUUGUAAUGUUAUGAUGUUUUGCUGGUCAAAAUUAUCUGAGCGUUGAUCACCGGACUCAAGGAAUAAUCCAAGAAGAUUUUGUUCUGUUUUGGGGAAUAAAAUUCAAAAAUCAAUAAAUGUACUU
This is a messenger RNA of Cololabis saira (Pacific saury), 3203 nucleotides long. RefSeq names its product von Willebrand factor A domain containing 7 (gene vwa7). Lineage: Eukaryota; Metazoa; Chordata; Actinopteri; Beloniformes; Belonidae. The record is from RefSeq and is a predicted model, not a curated record. The coding region runs from base 58 to 3093 and encodes 1011 amino acids. The transcript has 17 exons.